AUGAUGAAGACCUGGAUCCUCCUUGUUGGGGCAGGAAUUGCCCUGGGCUACCUGUACACGGCCCCCGACUCCUGCGAGGGACGCUGCGAGGAGCCCUACAGCGAGGAGGACGUGUGCCACUGCAAUGCCGACUGCGAGAGGUACCACAACUGCUGCGAGGAUUACUACGCGCGCUGCCGACCCGAGGGUUUCUCCAGCAGCCGGGACGCCAUCACCAACGAGGACCUCCUGCACGUCUCGGAGCAGCUUUACAAGGCGGAUCACAACAAAGCCCGGCCGACCGAUAUCACCCUUAACCCCCAGUACCAGGCCUCCCCUGACGAGACGGGUGACCAGGAGGACCGUUCCCCGCAGCCGCUCUACAAAUACGUCAAUGAGGAGCUCUUCUCCAAACCCACCUACGCAAGCUUCAUUAAACUGCUGGACAACUACCAGAGGGCGACUGGCAGGGAGGAGGACGUGACGGCGGAGGAGCUGAGGGAGCAGGACAAUUUCCUCAAGGAGGUGAUGAAAACCGAGCUCAUGAAGAAACUCUUCGCUUUCCUCCACAAAAAAAAUCGCUACGGCUCUGAGCAGGAGUUUGUCGCCGAUUUGAAGGAGAUGUGGUUCGGCCUCUACUCCAGAGGUGACGGCGAGCAGGACUCGAGCGGCUUCGAGCAUGUCUUCUCAGGGGAGGUGAAAAAAGGGAAAGUGUCUGGAUUUCACAACUGGAUUCGCUUCUACCUCCUUGAAAAGCAGGGCAUCGUCAACUACUUCAGCCACAACUUCAACGGGCCGUGGGACACCUACCCCGACGUGCUGGGGCUGCAGUUCAGCUGGGAUGGAUUUUACAAGGAGGUGGGCUCUGCCUUCAUCGGCUGCAGCCCCGAGUUCGAGUUUGGUCUGUACACGUUGUGCUUCAUCGCGCGUCCUGGGCGGGCAUGUCACCUGAGCCUGGGCGGCUACAGCCUCAGCAUCCAGACCUACGCCUGGACCAAGUCCACCUACGGCAACGGCCAGAAGUACAUCGCCACCGCCUACGUGAUGUCGCCCUGA
This is a messenger RNA of Balearica regulorum gibbericeps (East African grey crowned-crane), 1035 nucleotides long. NCBI's taxonomy places the organism in Eukaryota, Metazoa, Chordata, Aves, Gruiformes, Gruidae. The record is from RefSeq and is a predicted model, not a curated record.